AUGAGUGAUGUAUGGAAGCAGCUGAGAGCUUGGUUCCGAUCAUUUACAGCCACCGAGCAGUAUCUGAGUGCAGUACAGGUGGUGCUUUUCAUUGGAUUAAUUGCUUUUCUCUCAUUUCUUAUAUUGCACUUCAUAGCAUGUUGGAGGGGAAAUAAUUCAUUCCCUCACAAUGUUGACAUAGACUACACUACUGUAACAAUAGAUGAUUCAGAUAGUAAACUAUCAACAUCAGACCAUAAAUCAAAUUCACCUACAAAACAUACCAGUACUACAAGUAAGGUAACUGAUAGUAGUCCCUCUAGAGAAACUUCAACUUUAACUACUAAUGUAGAAUGCACAUGGAAGGCAUCACAGAAAACCUCUGCGGCAGCCCACUACUAUUACAAACAAGAGAAAACCACUGAAGAAAAUUCAGUUAUUGAAAAUGUAAGUCCAGAAACUCAAGAGGGGUCUGUCAUAGUAGCAGAUGAUGGUGAUGUUGAUGUUGGAAAUAAAUCACACUUUGUGAUUGCUUUGGUUAAAAUUAAACUGAAUGGUGAUAUAACAUUUGGAUGCAUUCUCACAGUGAUAACUGCACACUGGGCUAUCACUGCCGCUAGUUGUAUAGAGUCCAUAGAAGAGGUUGACUCACUCGACUCAUUUGUGAUGAUGGAGAGGUUUGGAAGGAAAGAGCAAGGAAAAGUCCACACUGUGUCAGAUGUGAUGAUACAUCCUCUGUACCAAGGCACCAAUAAGAGCUAUGAUUUGGCUACACUUAAAUCUGAAGCUGUAUUGACUAUUAACAUUGCAUCUAUUCCAAAGUUAUCAACAAUGUUUGAAUAUUUACUUAUUAACCUAGGAGAGAGUUUGGAUAUUUAUGGAUUUGGAAAGUACAGGAGCAAUGACAGUCGUCCAGAAUCACGAAGGUUGAAAAGAUCAAGGGUAAGUGUGAUGCCGCUGCGACGCUGCGAGGGCUCGCGCUCCGACGACGAGGGCGGGGCCGCCGGCGACGAGCGCUGGUCCGUGCGGCACCUGGCGCACGGCUCGGGUUUGUCGCGGGUGGCGGGUGGCUUGCGCGGGCUUUGCGCGGUUCGGAGAGGGCGGGGCGGGAGCCACGCAUGCAGUUGGUGCGCGGGCGCGCCGCUGCUCCGCGGGGGGGCGCUGCUGGCCAUCAUGGCCGACAACGCGCGCUGUGGCUUGGACUGCGCGCCCGCACUCUACGUGCCACUAGCGCCGCUCAGAGACUGGAUACUGUCCGUUACAAAUGACAAACCUGUCUUCUGACUUUAAUAAUAAUAAACACAUACUACACGUAGUCCUGUU
Messenger RNA from Leptidea sinapis, 1302 nucleotides. RefSeq lists its product as uncharacterized. The coding region runs from base 1 to 1263 and encodes 420 amino acids. Gene Ontology annotation, biological process: proteolysis. Gene Ontology annotation, molecular function: serine-type endopeptidase activity. Lineage: Eukaryota; Metazoa; Arthropoda; Insecta; Lepidoptera; Pieridae. The record is from RefSeq and is a predicted model, not a curated record. The transcript is spliced from 2 exons.